Messenger RNA from Dentiscutata erythropus, 612 nucleotides. The record is from the annotation of a GenBank genome assembly. NCBI's taxonomy places the organism in Eukaryota, Fungi, Glomeromycota, Glomeromycetes, Diversisporales, Gigasporaceae.
AUGCUUGCAAAAUUUUUGAAGUCAUUAUCAAGUGAUUUUGCUUUAAUAUUGAAGACUAUAAUGUCAUCAUUAAAUGACUGGGUUAAGACUGAUAGGAACUUUAUCAUGUUUGAAAAGUCUAAUAUCUCACCUGAAAUAUUUAUAUUUGUCUCAAAAAAUCAAAAUCAAACACGUAUAAUAGAUUUCAUAGCUGCCGCGGAUGAAUUGAUUCUCACUGAACUUGUAAUUUAUUUGAAAGAUCAUCUUCUAACACAUUAUGACCAAUGGAUUCGUCAGCAUUCACUUCAAAUUCUAUAUCACAUCACUUUUUACUCUUGUAAUGAACUUCAAGAUAUAUGCCUAGAAAUUAUUUGUGAAAACCCUACAUCGUCCGAUGGUGAUUUUCAGGUGUUACAAUCCACCUUAAGAAAUUGUGAUCAAAAUAUAAUUUCAGAUAAUUUAUUUGAUUCAACCCUUAUCAAAUUUAAACAUGCAACUGUUAUUUCAAAUUGGAUUGAUUGUGUUGAAGAUCCUGAACAAACUCGAUUGUAUCGAAAGUCACCAUCUCAUUCGUUUAAACUUUUAUUAUGUGGCAAAGACGGGUCCAACCGUCGUAAUUAUGAAAGUUGCUAG